ACAAUCCUAAUAAAAAAAAUGAAUCAUACACAUGUUGAGGGUUGAUUUUAUGCUGAGUGAAAAAGUGCUGUAAAUUCCUAAAAACAGCGUACCAAAAUCAAGAACCAAAACGAAACAAAGCGAAUUUAUAGUGCUGCUUAAAAACCAAAAGAAAACUAUUGCUUUCUUACUUUCCACUGUGCUCGCUCGGUAUAAACGGAAGUUGAAGCGGCAGAGAGGCGGCAGCGCUAGUGCUACAGUUAUUUCUUUUAUCGCAAGCUAAAGCAACAAUUUGACGACAAAAGCAAAACGAAACGCACGCUCGCACCUUUACUACCUGAGCGGAGAGAGAGAGAGCGACAGUGCGAGAGUAAGAGCAGCAAGCACACAAACACACAUAAAAGCAUAUAGAGCUGUUUGUUGGCACAAAGGUUAUCACCACAAAUAACAAAGAAGAACAGCGACACCACAUUAAAAAUAACUAAAACCUAAAAGUUAAUUGCACGAACUGCAACUGCAACCCAGAAGCAAUCGCCGAACAACGCCUAAAAUAAGUGAUUUUUGUGUUUUAAGCACAAGAGAACGGAGAACUGAGAGCCCAACUAGUUGAGAGGGAGUAAAAGAGUGAAUGCUGUCGUCGCGUUUAAAAUAAACAUUUGCACAACAACAAAAACAACAGCAACGGCCCGCAGCAGCAUCGACAGAACCACCCGUCUCACCCGCCUACAUCAGUAACUACCUGCGCCUUGUUUUAAAAUAUAUUUACUAUACGUAUACACGUAUUCACAUACACACACACGUACAUAUACUUGCUAAUCGUCGCCCACAUCACAGGCACAGCGGAAGAACAACAACAACAGUAACAAAAUGCGUGAGUACAAAAUUGUUGUAUUGGGCAGCGGAGGAGUGGGCAAAUCUGCACUAACGGUGCAAUUUGUGCAAUGCAUUUUUGUGGAGAAAUACGAUCCCACCAUUGAGGACAGUUACCGCAAGCAGGUGGAAGUUGAUGGACAGCAAUGUAUGCUGGAGAUUCUGGAUACGGCCGGCACGGAACAGUUUACAGCUAUGCGAGAUCUCUAUAUGAAGAACGGUCAGGGAUUUGUGCUAGUCUAUUCGAUAACAGCACAGUCGACGUUUAACGAUCUCCAGGAUCUGCGUGAGCAAAUAUUGCGUGUAAAGGAUACGGACGAUGUGCCAAUGGUGCUGGUGGGCAACAAGUGCGAUCUGGAAGAAGAGCGCGUUGUUGGCAAGGAAUUAGGCAAAACUUUGGCAAAUCAAUUCAAUUGCGCCUUCAUGGAGACCUCAGCCAAAGCCAAAGUGAAUGUUAAUGAUAUUUUCUACGACUUGGUCAGGCAGAUUAACAAGAAGUCACCCGAAAAGAAACAAAAGAAACCGAAAAAGACCCUAUGUGUUCUGCUAUAAGACUUCCAAAACAAAAAAAAAUUAAAUACAAAAACCAAUAAAAACGGAGUAAAGUAAGCAGUAAAGGUAACAAAAAAAAAGCAUACAGAGAGCCCAGAAAGAGUAAAGAUUGUCAAAAUUGCAAUAACCUAGAGAGAGCAGGCAACAACAAAAAUAA
Drosophila busckii is the source of this 1558-nucleotide messenger RNA. RefSeq names its product ras-related protein Rap1 (gene Rap1). NCBI's taxonomy places the organism in Eukaryota, Metazoa, Arthropoda, Insecta, Diptera, Drosophilidae. The record is from RefSeq and is a predicted model, not a curated record. Gene Ontology annotation, biological process: cellular response to cAMP; negative regulation of synaptic vesicle exocytosis; Rap protein signal transduction. The transcript has a single exon. Gene Ontology annotation, cellular component: plasma membrane. Gene Ontology annotation, molecular function: GTP binding; GTPase activity; GDP binding. The coding region runs from base 847 to 1401 and encodes 184 amino acids.